AUGAAGUUAGGACUGGGACAUACAAGCAACUCUUUCACCCUGAACAACUCGUAUCUGGUAAAGAAGAUGCUGCAAAUAACUAUGCUCGAGGUCAUUACACAGUUGGGAAAGAGAUAAUUGAUUUAGUUCUGGAGAGUAUCAGGAAACUGGCUGACCAAUGCACUGGCUUGCAGGGUUUCCUGAUUUUCCACAGCUCUGGGGGAGGCACCAGCUCAGGUUUUACUUCUCUGCUGAUGGAAUGCUUGUCAGUUGACUAUGGGAAAAAAUCAAAGUUGGAAUUUGCCAUCUACCUGGCCCCACAGGUCUCCACAGCUGUCGUGGAGCCCUACAACUCCAUCCUCACCACCCACACCACCCUGGAGCACUCCGACUGCGCCUUCAUGGUGGACAUCGAGGCCAUCUACGACAUCUGCUGCUGCAACCUGGACAUGGAGCACCCCACCUACCCCAACCUCAGCCCCCUCCUCGGCCAGACCGUCUCCUCCAUCAGCUCCCUCGGGUUUGAUGGCGCCUUAAACGUGGAUCUGACCCAAUUCCAGACAAACUUGGUCCCCUGCCCUCGCAUCCACUUCCCUGGUGACGUACACCCGAUUAUCAGCAGAGGGCUUUACCACGAGCAGCCCUCAGUGGCUGAGAUCACCAGCGCCUGCCUCGAGCCACCCAACCUGAUGAAGUGUGACCCCUGCCACAGCACGUACCCAGCCUGCUGCCUGCCCUGCGGGGCUGUGGGGCCCAAGGAUGUCAACGCCGCCGUCAGAGCCAAGCACAGCAUCCAGUUCAUGGACUGGUGCCCCACAGGCCUCAAG
Molecule: messenger RNA, 806 nt
Organism: Merops nubicus (carmine bee-eater)
Lineage: Eukaryota; Metazoa; Chordata; Aves; Coraciiformes; Meropidae
Product: tubulin alpha-1A chain-like
Biological process (GO): microtubule cytoskeleton organization; mitotic cell cycle
Cellular component (GO): cytoplasm; microtubule
Molecular function (GO): GTP binding; structural constituent of cytoskeleton
Source: RefSeq, a predicted model, not a curated record